CUCGAAAUGGUCAACCUAUGUAGAGAGAGAAAGAGAGACCAUUUCUCUUCCCUCAUAAUUCCUCCCAACACCCCCGUAUUCUUCUCCCUACUCAUUCAUUCCAUUGAUUAAUAUUCAUACCCACCCACACCCCUCCAUCCCAACACCAACACACAAAAGUCUUCCUCAUUCCCUUUCCCUUCCCUUCUUAUUCUCCUCGUUCUCUCUCCCAACCCUCCAAUUCACUCCACCCCUUCCAACAACCUAGUAGUUCCACUAUCUCUCAACAAACACACAUGGGUUUCGACGACGUCGUGUGCAACACGGGUCUCGGUUUGGGUCUAGGUUCCAAACCGACGGCCGAGGAUCGGAGGCCGAAUAAGCCGGCAGCGGCGGCGAGUGUUUUCGAGCCGUCGUUGACCCUGGGGCUGUGCGGGGAUACGUAUAAUCGAGUGAGUAAUAAAGGCAGUAAAGACGCCGUCGAGGUGUUGUAUCGUCAAGACAGCGGUGCGUCGUCGUUCUCGAACGGUAGCGUUAAGAGGGAGAGAGAGGUUGGGAGCGAGGAGGUGGAGUUAGAGAGAGUGAGUUCUAGAGUAAUCAGUGAUGAAGAUGAUGAUGGUACUAAUGCAAGGAAGAAGCUUAGGCUCAAUAAAGACCAAUCUGCCCUUUUGGAGGAAAGUUUUAAGCUACAUAGUACGCUUAAUCCGAAACAAAAGCAAGAAUUAGCAAGGAGAUUGAAUCUAAGGCCUAGACAAGUUGAAGUUUGGUUCCAAAAUCGGCGAGCCAGGACGAAGCUGAAGCAAACUGAAGUGGACUGUGAGUUUUUGAAGAAGUGUUGCGAAACACUAACAGAUGAGAACAGGAGGUUACAGAAGGAAUUACAAGAACUGAAAGCACUGAAGCUGUCCCAACCGUUCUACAUGCAGCUCCCGGCAGCCACCCUCACCAUGUGCCCGUCGUGCGAGCGGAUCGGUGGCGGCGGUAGCGGCGGCGAUACCGCUCCGAAGAGCCCCUUUUCGAUGGCUCCGAAGCCUCACUUCUUUAAUCCCUUCGCCAAUCCGUCCGCCGCUUGUUAAAAGUACGUAGUACUGUUGUUAUUAGUAAAAAACAGAUCACCCUUAAUCUUUUUUAUUGGUUUGAGGGAAAAUAUAUAUAAUCGACAGAUUAGAGUAGUUAAAUUUGUAGUUAGAAUUUACUAAUCUAUCUCAUGCUCUUUCUAAUUGUCGUUUGUAAAUUACCAAAUAAUUGAGUAUCUAUGGUGUGAUUAUUGUGA
Messenger RNA from Rhododendron vialii, 1252 nucleotides. Its product is annotated as homeobox-leucine zipper protein HAT22. Gene Ontology annotation, biological process: regulation of DNA-templated transcription. Bases 276 to 1055 code for a protein of 259 amino acids. The record is from RefSeq and is a predicted model, not a curated record. NCBI's taxonomy places the organism in Eukaryota, Viridiplantae, Streptophyta, Magnoliopsida, Ericales, Ericaceae. Gene Ontology annotation, molecular function: DNA-binding transcription factor activity, RNA polymerase II-specific; sequence-specific DNA binding. The transcript is spliced from 3 exons.